AUGGCACUGCAAAUUCCAACAGUCACGGUCGAUGAUCUGCUUGCUUUUCACGCGCAGCACUUUCCCCACGCGUCAACGCCUGAGUAUAUUCUCUAUGGUGUAAACCACGAGCCGGAGGCGGCUGAAGAGUAUUACGACGAAGACGACGAUGGACUCGGCUACUACCCCGACGGGACCAAGCGCACCCUGACCGAAGAGCAAAUUGCUAUGUUCCGACACUCGGAAAUCCAAGCCAUCCUUCGCAAACGGCGAUUAGAGAAAGAGAAUGGCGAAUCUUCUGACUGUAAAUCUGCUGCCGAAAAGCUGUCUCCCGAUGUUGCCAGCCCAGCGCAAGAGGGUUCUUCGCAUGUGGCAGAUGAUUCGCAACAGGCUCAGUCCAAGGAGUCAGGGCAAGCAAAUAAGCAACAAUGGGCCACAACCAGUGCGAAGAGCAAAGCCAAAGCCAAAAGGAAGAGAGAUAGAUAUGCGAAGAGGAGAAAAGAGGUUAGGCUGCAGAAGGGCCUGCCGAGAAGAAGGAGCGGUCGCAAUGGUCCAGGCAGUGAUUACAGUGACGACGAGAGUGAUGAGUGGGAUCCAUGGCACCAGGCGAAUGGGCCGGAUGCGCAAAAGGACGACACCCUGGAUCUAGACUAUUGA
Bipolaris sorokiniana ND90Pr is the source of this 636-nucleotide messenger RNA. RefSeq lists its product as uncharacterized. The record is from RefSeq and is a predicted model, not a curated record. The coding region runs from base 1 to 636 and encodes 211 amino acids. The transcript is spliced from 2 exons. Lineage: Eukaryota; Fungi; Ascomycota; Dothideomycetes; Pleosporales; Pleosporaceae.